AUGGCUGCCAAUGGUCCCACAAAUGGACGUUUAUCAGCACCUGCAAACACAAGUUGUGAUAUGCUUUGUGGGAGUAUAUCUAAUGAUGAUUCACCACCCGACUACAAACCGGGCGGUUCGGCCGGACUACCGGUCACAAAAGCGGAGAAUGCAGAUGGAAAAAAGCAGUUAUUGAAUGGAAUGCACCGUAUACAUCGAAUAAUGACUGAAGAGGAAAUCGCUCAAGGCAAACAACCUCGAUGGACUGAACUCGAAGUGCAUGGUCGAGUGAAAAACGUUAGUCCAGGCCUUUGGCAGAUGACUUCUUUAACAGCGUUGUUUUUGAACGGCAAUGCGUUAACAAGAAUUCCUAGCGAAAUCUCGCAGCUGGUAAAUUUGACAGUAUUAGAUUUAUCAUUCAAUAAGUUGCGGAGUUUACCUGCCGAAUUGGGCGACAUGAUCUCUUUAUGCCAUCUCUACCUCAAUAGUAAUCUGCUUAGGGUUCUUCCCUAUGAACUUGGAAAGCUAUUCCGACUGCAAACAUUAGGAUUGCAAGGUAAUCCCUUAUCGCCAGAGCUAAGUAAACUAUAUGGCGAACCGAACGGCCAGCAGAAAGUGUUGCACUUUCUUCUUGAUCAUCUUGCCAGUAAGUUAUUAUUAUUUAUUUGUUCGGUUUACUUCUGUUGGUUUCGUUAUUGUUUUACAAUAUUGUUCUUACAAUGGUUUUGUCAAGCUUACGCUUCACUCAUGUUUUUGCAUCUUUGA
Anisakis simplex (herring worm) is the source of this 744-nucleotide messenger RNA. Lineage: Eukaryota; Metazoa; Nematoda; Chromadorea; Rhabditida; Anisakidae. The record is from the annotation of a GenBank genome assembly.